This is a messenger RNA of Molossus molossus (Pallas's mastiff bat), 2047 nucleotides long. It is a transcript of the gene PDSS2, whose product is annotated as decaprenyl diphosphate synthase subunit 2. Bases 269 to 1468 code for a protein of 399 amino acids. Gene Ontology annotation, biological process: isoprenoid biosynthetic process; ubiquinone biosynthetic process. Gene Ontology annotation, cellular component: transferase complex; mitochondrion. Gene Ontology annotation, molecular function: prenyltransferase activity. The record is from RefSeq and is a predicted model, not a curated record. NCBI's taxonomy places the organism in Eukaryota, Metazoa, Chordata, Mammalia, Chiroptera, Molossidae. The transcript is spliced from 8 exons.
AAUAUGGCGUCCCCCAUUUAGCUUUUGGCCGUGGUUUCUGCCCUAGUUGGCCGGGGGCAGUGCUGAGCUAGGGCAACUAGUUAUCUGUCUAGACGGAGCUGUUCUGCAGCAGUUCAAGUUCGUUUCUGGUCACAGCUCCAAGGAACCCACGCGCCUCUGAGAGUCAGGAGUAGCCGCUUCUAGUCCCUGCAAGUUCCUCCGCCCCUGGCUUGUUUCCCCGCGCUACCUCCGGACCCCCUGAAGUCCCUGACACUCCCAGACUCAAACUAUGAGCCUUCCGCAACUGCCGUUGCGCUUGCCCCGUUAUCUCCGGGCCUCGGGACGCCCGCGUCGCCUGGGGUGGUCCCCGUCCCUCGGCACCAUCUCCGUGGGCUCCUGGCGUGGUCAGUCUUCCAAGUCCCCGGCCUACUGGAACCAGGUGGUGUCAGAGGCGGAGAAGAUCGUGGGCUAUCCCACGUCCUUUAUGAGCCUCCGCUGCCUACUGAGCGACGAGCUCAGCAACAUUGCUAUGCAGGUGCGGAAGCUGGUGGGGACUCAGCACCCUCUGCUUACCACAGCCAGGGGGCUUGUACAAGACAGCCGUAAUAACCUCCAGUUGAGGGGCUUGGUGGUACUACUUAUUUCUAAAGCAGCUGGGCCCAGCAGAGUGAAGGCCUCAAGUCAGAACUAUGACCUGGUUAGUGGGAUCUAUUCAUGUCAAAGAAGUUUGGCAGAGAUCACAGAACUUAUCCAUACUGCUCUCCUUGUACAUCGUGGAAUAGUAAAUUUAAAUGAAUUGCAAUCUUCUGACGGGCCACUGAAAGACAUGCAUUUUGGAAAUAAAAUAGCUAUCUUGAGUGGAGACUUUCUUCUAGCAAAUGCCUGCAAUGGACUAGCUGUGCUACAGAACACCAAGGUUGUGGAACUUUUAGCAAGUGCCCUUAGGGACUUGGUACAAGGAGUAUACCAUGAAAAUUCUACUUCAGCAAAGGAAAAUUAUAUCACAAAUGACAUUGGAAUAUCAACUUGGAAGGAGCAGACUUUUCUCUCCCAUGGUGCCUUAUUAGCAAAGAGCUGCCAAGCUGCAAUGGAAUUAGCAAAGCACGAUGCUGAGGUUCAGGAUAUGGCGUUCCAGUAUGGGAAGCACAUGGCCAUGAGUCACAAGAUAAAUUCUGAUCUCCAGCCUUUUAUUAAAGAAAAAACCAGUGACUCCAUGACUUUUAAUCUGAACUCAGCCCCUGUCGUCUUACAUCAGGAGAUUCUUGGAAGAGAUUUGUGGAUUAGACAGAUUGGCGAGGCUCAAGAAAAAGGAAGAUUAGACUAUGCUAAGUUGCGAGAAACAAUCAAAGCUGGCAAAGGUGUGACUUCAGCUAUUGACCUGUGUCGUUACCAUGGAAACAAGGCACUGGGAGCCCUGGAGAGCUUCCCUCCCUCCGAGGCCAGAUCUGCUUUAGAAAACAUUGUGUUUGCUGUGACCAGAUUUUCGUGACACCAAAUAAAAAAGACACUAUUGUUCAUUAGCUGAAAAUACAGGAAUGAGGUGAUCCGGGGAGCUUUCAUAAUGAAAUAUCUAAAUUUGCUAAUGACUUGAAAAACAUACACUUUUUUUUUUUUUCCUUUUAUCACAUCGCUAAAUGAAUACUGCCUUCUUUUUGGAACUGCUACAAACAAAAUUAGACGAAAAAAGGUCAAGCCGUUUUCACUUGUCACGUCAGAAGCACACUUGAGGCUGCAGUAGCAGAAAUAAUUAAUGAGGUUCGCUCCUGUGACCUCAGCAAAUGGACAGGAAAUAAGUCCUUAUUGAUUGGACCGAGCCGCGGAUGGCGCCAGGGCGGUGGCCUGUGGUUUUCCUUGCAGAGAGGACAGAGCACGCUGGGAGCUGCAGGUGUCGAGAGAAACACGACCAGCGCCAGCCGGGGGGGACCUUCGGGUUAAAAACCAGUGACCAAUUUGUCAUAACAGAGGAAAAAACUAUGCUUUGUCACCUGGCAAUAAUGUCUCUGUAUUUAUAGAUACAGUAGAAAUAUACUUUGCGCUUCAUGGUUUUUGUAUGAUUUGGAGGGGAAUU